Molecule: messenger RNA, 8244 nt
Organism: Drosophila eugracilis
Lineage: Eukaryota; Metazoa; Arthropoda; Insecta; Diptera; Drosophilidae
Gene: fmt
Product: serine/threonine-protein phosphatase 6 regulatory subunit 3
Exons: 11
Coding region: 210-3179 (989 amino acids)
Cellular component (GO): cytosol; nucleus
Molecular function (GO): protein phosphatase regulator activity; protein phosphatase binding
Source: RefSeq, a predicted model, not a curated record
UCACACUUUUCUACCCGCAUUCGUAGUGUAUAUGUGGGGCCUGCUUGGCAUAAUUACAGAAAUUUACGCAUUACUUUGUGCGAGUCUCGGGUGUCGAGUUAAGCCUCAGCCGUGCAUGCCCAGUCAUCAGCGUUCCGCGAGUCCAGCGAAGAGAUUCUUUAUUCCCCCUGCCUGAAAGUGUCACCACCGCCAAGACGUACGUGCGAAAAAUGUUUUGGGACAAGGGUUAUGCGCCCUCCGCGAAUAUAGAGGCGCUGCUCGAGAAGGAGACCUCCACUGUGGAGGAAUUCCUCGAUGAGGAGGAUAUACUGCAGGAGUGUAAGACGCAAAAAAAGAACCUGGUUAACUACUUUACACGCCCCGAGGUAAUCCGACGCCUAGUGGAGCUGAUCACGACCGAGCCCUCUGAAGAUGUGCCCAUGUCGCAGCGAUUUCGAUACGCCAACAUGUCCUGUGAGAUACUCACACUCGGCCUGCCGUCCCUAGAUGAGAAGCUACUGACCGACGCGGGAACGCUUCAGAUGCUGUAUUCAUAUCUGGAAAAGGAACCACCGUUAAAUCCAUUGCUAUCGUCGUUUUUUAGCAAAACCUUUAGCAUGCUCUUUACCAAAAAGCCUGAACAAGAUUGGUUUUUGUAUCAACACAUGUGCCUACAACUCCUGGAGUAUAUUAAAUCGCAGAAGACCUUUUUGGAUUUCAUUUGUAAACACUUUGACACACCAGUCAUACCUGAUUUAAUAAUGCAGAUGAUGAAGCACAUCGAGGGUGGUCAACUCAAGCGAAACCUUUUUGAAUGGCUAACUGAAGAUAAAAUUGUUGAGAGACUGAUUGCAAUAUUGCGUAAUCCUCAAGAAACCGACAAACAUGCAAAUGUUGCCGACUUUUUCUGUGAUCUUAUUAACCAAGGGCGCUUGAUGCGCCAAACCGAGCAAGAGAACGAUUCGUUUGAGCCGGCCUUCGAUGGCUCUAACCCCAUACUGAAGACGAUUGAAUCUGCGGACACAAUUGAAGCCUUGUUAAAUGUGAUUUUGGAACCAAACGCUCAGGAGAGCGCCAUCUUGUCAGGAAUAUCGGUUGUACUUACGCUUAUCAAGCCAAUUACCUUCACGGAUGAGCCCAACUCAGAUCGCCAAAGGCUGUUGCAAAAGCGCGAGCGCGAAUUCCAUCAGGAAGUGCAGGAGACUGUGAUCACUGUAAUGGCUCCACGCCUUCAAGAAUUUGUUCACGUUUUAAAGAACCCGCCUGCGAAACCCACACUGGAAACCACGGCCGCCGUGUUGACGCCCCCUUUCGGUAAGACCCGAUUGCAAGUUUGCCGCGUGUUUACCGCUCUGCUGGAGACUAAACAUGAGACCAUUCAGCAGGCAAUCUGCGCAACCGAGUAUUUCAGUCUUUUGCUCGAGUUUUUCAAGCAGUACUGUUGGAACAACUUCCUGCACACCGAAAUGGAGAAGGCCAUGCAUGUAGUCUUCUACAACGAGCUUUCUAAUAAUAACACGGCAUCCACAGAGGUCACGGACUUCUUUACUGCUGACUGCCUGAUCAAUGCCUUUCUGAAAGUUGGAACCGAAGAGUCCGAGGUGGAGAUGAAGAAUGCUCUGAACGAUGCGAAGCGAGCGGAGGGUGGCAAGGAGGAUGAAGGGGCCGACAUUGAAAUAGAAGUGGCAGCUGCGCAGGAUGCGGCUGCGCAGGCGCAGGAUCAGAAACAGUUGGUUGCCGAAGAACUGCUGGCUGAUCAAGUGGAAUUCGCGACCGAAGCAACUAGUGAAGGAACAGAACCCAAACCGCAGGAAAAUCAUGUGGGGAAUAGUGAGGUUGAUGGUGAAUCUCCAGCAGAUCAGAAUGAAACGGAGCCAACUCUCAAUGAUCUCGACAAGACCAAGACCGUGCCCAGCGCUCCGCCCUCCGAAAUGCAAAACCAUUUGAUUGUAAAUUGUCACUUGAUAUCCAAAUUGGUUGACUUUUGGCAGCACAAUGCGCAGGCGCAAUCUGCUGAGAAGGGUCGACGUCUGGGCUAUAUGGGCCACCUUAUCAAAAUUCUGCGGCACAUUACGAAUUGUAUAUCAGAAUCUGAACAUAUCGCUGACCUAAUCACGACCAGCAUAAGUGACGAAGCCGAGCUGAAGCUCUGGCAAUCGCUGAUCGAUGCGGAUACUGGCGAGUUUACGUUGGCGGUCAAACAGCAGACCAAGCUGCUAGCUGAUUGCAAUCCGCACGAGGAGAAUGAGUACAACGUGGGUGCAAAGGACUAUCUGGGCGAGACAAAUGCCUGGGACAUCGGAACCCUGUCGUACAGUAAUAUGGGAUACAGUGAUCUGGAUAACACGUUGCAGGACAUUGUCUUCACCAUGGACAACGAUCAGAAUCUGUUUCAGUUUGGUCGAAACAUCGACGACGAGGAUGAUGACGAUGAUGAGCAUGGCGACCAUUCGGGCGGAGGCGACGGCCAUGGGCACGGCAUGUUCACUAAGAAUUCGAUCACGCUAAACAAUUUGGCGGAUCCCUGGGACAUGGACGUCCAGUUUUCGGACAUUCCUAGCGUGUCUGCUCAGGUUAACACGGGCACAGCCAACUGGGGCACGGAUUUCAAUGCUGACAAUUUUGCCGACUUUGAUGCACACUUCAGUACUUUCGGCAGCGAUCUGGGUAUGCCCACAACUGCCCCGCCAGGUGAUGAGGAAGAUGAGGACUCUCCUCUAGCUCCUGCAUCUGCAACUGAAGUGGAUCCAAAUGAGGAGCGUACACAUGGUGAAUCUAUUGAACCAGCUUUGGGCAAAUGUAUCCAGGAUAAUAAAGCUUGCAGUGAUGCUCAGCAGGCUGAGUACGACAAUAAUGCCAAUGUGGAGAAGGCCAUAAGCGAUAAACUGGCCGAGUCGAGCGUCGUGGAGACCGCAUCGAUUGUUACCCGCCUGCAGUCUGUGCUGCUGGACGGCGAGGAAGACUAUGAGGACGAUGAGGGCAUGUGGACCAAGCCCCUGGGGGCGGAUCGUCCUACGGAGAUUGAGCAGACAACUCCCAUUUCAAAUGGACCAACCAACAAAAUUAAUGAAUUCAAUCAUGCCAACGACAACAGUAGCAGCAACGUGGAUGGCCACGAAGCCAACAUCACAGCAGAGCAGCAGAAAUUGGCCGCCGGCGCCAAGACGAACAAUGUCGAAAUUGCAACAACGACCACAUAAAUGCACUUUCACCACAACAUACAUCAUCCAAUCGCAAUCGCAAUCGCAAUUGUAUGGCAUAUAAUGUGUCGACGAAAAACUGUAAAAAUGCCUUUGAUUUGCUCUUUGGACAUUCUUAUACAUAAUCAUGCAUACAUAUUUAUAUAAAUAUAUACCAUAUACUACUACUAUACGUACAUAUAAAACAGGCUGCAUAGUACAACAAACGAUUUGUGUAUUAGCAAAAGGCCGAAGCCCGCCCAAAACCAAAAUGAAAAUUAACUAAAAACAAACAAAAAAAAAAACGACAAAAAAAUGUUCAAAGUGAAAAGUAUGUUGUUGAUUCUUUCUGCUCCUCGCUCGUAUUGCCAAUUAUUUUAAUUAUUACUCUUCCUUCAUGUUUCCUAAUUAAGUAAACUGUAUUUCGUUUGUAAUUUGUAUAAGUCUGUCGAUUUAGUAAGCUUUUACUUUCAAUACUCUCAAUGUGUUAGGCAAUCUAUGAGCAUUACUUAAAGUACCAAAAUUCACGCCACAUCUUAGAAUGCUUAGUUUAUAUUCAUAUUGUAUUUGUUUUAGCUCGAUCACAUGAGGAUUAUCUACGUAUUCAUAUGAUAUAUAUAUAUAUAUAUAUAUUUACACACACACACACAUUUGAGGGCUGUCCCUAAGUUACGUUAUUGCAUUUUAACCCAUUUUCGUCCUACUUUUUCGUUGGGAAUCCCCUCCAAUAUAAUCAGCGAUGACGUAAUAUGUGGACAACCCCGCAACCUAUACUUGUAUUGUUAAAUUGGAGACUUGUAUUUAUUGUAUGUAUUUUGAAAAACGAAAUCAAAAGCAAUGCCAAAAUAGAAACACGUUUAACACCACAUACGAACAUAACCACAUGCUGGAAGCACAAAAGUACGCAUUAUGUAUUAGAGAGGUAUAUUAUAUACUGUCUUUUGCCAUUAUUACCUUGUUUGUAUACAAAUCGGUUUAACCAAAAAAUAUUCUUUGUCGAAAGUACAAAACACUGAAAGAAACCACAAAAAAAGAAGGAUAAUAAUACCAUUACGAAAGGACAACAACCGGCAUUUGUCAUCACACGAAUGAUGUAUACACCCCCGAUCUACACUGUAACACUACCUAUGACUAUAUACGAUUAAUAGAACCAAAACGAGAAACAAAAAAUUCAAAUGAAGACUUUCCAAGAAGACAUUUUAAAUUUACAUAUACAUUUUUUUGUUUAUAUGUUUCUAUUUUCUCUGUUCAAGUUAUUGCUAAAAAAGAAAAUGUUUGUCUUUUAAGCGUGCAAGAAACCACGAAGAAAACGCUGAAAAAAAUGAAAAUAUAGAGAAGAAGUUAAACAAAUAUGCCAUCUUUUGCUUCCAAAUAAUUACGUUUUAAUUAUGAUUAAAAAUAAAAGAGAAACUACUUUUAAAGUGAAAUUGAUGUUUGUUUUACGCGAGACGAUUUGCUCACCAAAAACAAAAAUUAAAACAUAAAAAACAAACAAAAAUCUAGACAAGUAGAUUAUAUUCUAGGAUUAUCCACAAAGAAAAGCGGGCAGCAUAUCAGGCACAGAUGUGUGGAAAAUAAAUAAUAAACAACACCUCUUCCCACACAUCCCAAGCAAAAAAAAAAAAAUAAAAGUAAAGCCCUUGUUUGCUUAUUACUUUAGAAUGUUUAAUUAUAGGACACAAUUUUGCACAAAUUUCAACACGUUUGCUUCUUAUUUUGCAUACUGUAGCAACACAAAUUAUAUAAACGAACAACCAAGUAAAUUAAUUAAACAAGAAAACAAAACAGCAGAAGUAAGAAAUAAAAACAAGAAUAUUCAAACGUUUAAACUAUCUCUGAUGAAAAACUGUGAUAAUUAAAUGAAGUUGCAGGGUAUUUGAUAAAGCAAACUUAAUUUAAACAAAUUGUAAAACAUCAACUAAUGGCCUAAACCAUUUGGAAAAUACAAAACACAGCCAACACGAGACACUCUGAACAAGUUAAUUGAUACGAUUCUUUAGCAUCACAAUCAGCAGGACACCUCGACAACCAAACAGCAAUAACUACUGCAAUGAAGUCUAAUUGAAGGAGUUUUAAUGUGUAGUCUUUAACAGUGCGAAAGUAUCUCUAAGUUCGAGCUAGUAAGGAUAGACAUGGAUCGCAUCUCUUAGUUCCCUAGCUUCUCACCAACUAAGCACUAAACUAAAAGUAUAACUUAAAUACUCAUAUCAAGCAGCCAAUUGUAAACCUUGUACUGUACAUACAAUUGUCCCCAGUAUUGUCUUCCCCCCUAGUUAUGUGUCUUUUCGUUUCUAUCAACUAACUUAGUAUCCAAAAAGUAUCCAACGAUAAGUGACGAUGAUCCUUCCCUUGUGCAUAUGCCUUACUAAGAACUAUAAAACCAAAACAAAAAUAAAUCACUCACACGCAUAGAAACCCCGAUAUAGAGAGAGUAGAGUCCGUAAUCCUAGAGAUAGUUUCACCUACAUACUGUGUGUCUUUUAAAUGUUAAGCAGCUGCAGCAAGCUUAAUAUAUAUAUAUAUACGAAUACUAAUAAUAAAUGAAAAAACCAAAACGAGAUCGUAAUUAUAAUACCUAAAAAACGAUGUAGACAAAGUCUUGUGGGCAGCUUUAAGCAUUUUGUUUGUCUAAUUAUAAUAUGAACUUGAAUAAGAAUACCAAACGUCCAAAGUUUUUUGCAAACAAGAACUAAGAACAAUUGUGAACAAGAAAGUCUUCAGAAAUGUUUUGAUCACCUCGAUGCGAAACGGAAACAGAAUUAUACACACAUAAGUACAUGCAUGCCUAUAUACAGAGAUACAUUAAAUUAAUUAAUUGAUUCAAUUAAUUAUCGAAAACAUCUUGAUGGAAUGAAGUUGUAGAAUAUUUUGUGACGUGUGCAUUAGGUGUUAAGUGAGGUUGUAAUUUUCGUGGCGCAAUUAAUUGAGACAAAACUGAAGCGGGAAUAAUGUUGAAGAUGAAAAUGCUAUUUUUUAAGAAUCGUAACGUACAUUAUUUUGUCUGUGUGUGUUCAAGCAAUUCAGUAUUUCAAUUAAGCCAAUUCAAUGAAUAACCCCCAAAAAAAACAAUGCUACAAUGGUUUCCAAUUGCAAACCACAAGAAAAGAUAUAGAACAGAUGAAUUCAAUAUAAUCAAUCGAAGGUCUAAUUCUCUAACUCUUUAAUAAAGAACCAGCGGGAACAACAACGAUGAAGAAGCAACUGUAAUACAACAAAGAAUAAAACAAAAAAAAUGAAUAACUUAAACUUCUUACAGUAAAUAUAUAUAUUUGAAAAUAGAAAAAACUUAAAAAAAAAAAAAUGAAACGAAAAAAAAAAUGAAAUUGUUAACAUAAUGGAUAUUUUGUUAAAUGCGAAACUUUGAACGAAUUACUAACCACAUUAGCAAAUAGUUAAUGGAAACCGAACCCAAGUGUGCUUCAUGUAUGAAUUUAUGUUAGAUAUUUACAACAAUACGCGUAUACAUAUUCCUAACUAAACCAAGCGAAAGAAAGAAAAGCCACAUACAGAAUUUGCAUAUUACUCUUAACGAUUAACAACUAUUGGUGUCUAUGCAUAUACACAUAAUUAUUAACGAACUAUACUAUAUAUAUUACCUUUGUAUAUGUAAGCCGAGUACAGACUUUUGAGAACUGCGAAACGUAUCGUGAAAUAUCCAAAACAGACAUAUUUGUCAUACUUUGCUAUAGAGCAUAUAUAUAGAUACGUUAAGUGCUCAAGGUGAUAGCUGCACACUAGGGUGGACCAUAGUUUUAUUUAUGGUUUAAGACUUGCACUAUGCUUAAACUGACAAGAUAUGGUUUCAACACGGAUCCCUAAUACGUAAUGUUGCCAGGAGUCCAUGUCGUAUGAGUAAUUUUUGUGGUACUUUGCUAAAUUCAUUUCAUUUUUCUAAGAACUUUAAAUUCCUUAGUUUAACCACCAUUAGCCAAAUACCAAUCUGAAUAAUUGAGACUUUUUGUAACCGAAAUAAUGUACAAGUAAAUGUUUACAAAUAUUUAUGAUAUUUAAAGUACACACUAGAUUAAUUUAUAAAAAACCAUUAAAGAGAGCUUUAAAACGAUUAAAAUGGUGACACUUUUGUACUUCUAGAAAAACCUAUUUUUGGCCAAAUAUUUUACUAAUAUAUGAAUUGGUUUUGGCAGAAUUCAAUGAUUGUUAGCUUGCACCAAGAGUUAUUAUUUCUGGUCCACCCUACUGCACACCCACAAAAAAAAAAAAAUAAAAAACACGUACAGAAAGACACCCAAAAACACAUACUCGCCGCUUUGCUUGCCACAUUGUUUUGGUCGAAACUCCGAGGGAAUAUUUUAAAGCGAAUUACUAACUAACCCCAAAGGGACACUCUGGAAUCGCGAUUUCUUGAGUAAGUGCCUUAAACUGACAGAGAGAGAUAGUAAUGGAGAGUGGAAUGGAAGAUGUAGAAGGGAAAGGUUUUGAGGACUCCGCGACCAGAUCCAAAAGUUAAAAUAAUUCUUUUUGGUACAUUUUUCUUAGGGAGAAGGAGAGACAGACCUUUGUUCAAAACUCUACUAAGUGUUAGCCAACCCCGGCAAACCAACUAAAUGUAGUUCCAGAAAUCAAGCAAACAGAAUAGUUAACUCUAUGCUCCGAUCUAUACUAACUAUACCUUUUACCGUCGCAUUUCUACACAGGCAUAUAGAAGUAAUUGUACGAUUAACUAUGAAUUAAAAUCUUGUAUUUGUGAGUGUUUUUGUGGCCCGUCAACGUUUUGCUCAACAACGCACACUCACACAAAUAUAAACUAAGAGAGAAUAAAAAAAAGAAAGAAAAUUACAAAAAAAAAUGAUACACUGAGAGAAAGACACCCACACACAGAACACACACUUACACCCGCUUUACCCAAGUUGAAGACAAUUUGUGAUUGUUUUGCAUGUACCCUAAAGUUAAGCGAGUUUACACGAAUAUGGAUUAAGCCGCAGGAAGCGGAAGCGGAAGCGGAAGCGUAAACUGUACGAGUAAUAGCAUUAAUUGUCUAACAAUAAGAUUUGUGCAUUAUACGAUAGAAAUUCACUUUGAAUUCGUAUUGAAAUUUAUCAAUAAAGCGAUACUAUUUGAUUCUUAA